Molecule: messenger RNA, 4083 nt
Organism: Neomonachus schauinslandi (Hawaiian monk seal)
Lineage: Eukaryota; Metazoa; Chordata; Mammalia; Carnivora; Phocidae
Gene: FBXO21
Product: F-box protein 21
Exons: 12
Coding region: 1-1884 (627 amino acids)
Molecular function (GO): protein binding; DNA binding
Source: RefSeq, a predicted model, not a curated record
AUGGCGGCGGCAGCGGUCGACAGCGCGAUGGAGGUGGUGCCGGCGCUGGCGGAGGAGGCCGCGCCCGAGGCGGCGGGCCUCAGCUGCCUCGUCAACCUGCCCGGCGAGGUGCUGGAGUACAUCCUCUGCAGCGGCUCGCUGACGGCCGCCGACAUCGGCCGCGUCUCCAGCACCUGCCGGCGGCUGCGCGAGCUGUGCCAGAGUAGCGGGAAGGUGUGGAAGGAGCAGUUCCGGGUGAGGUGGCCUUCCCUUAUGAAACACUACAGCCCCACCGACUACGUCAAUUGGUUGGAGGAGUAUAAAGUUCGGCAAAAAGCUGGGUUAGAAGCCCGGAAGAUUGUAGCCUCAUUCUCAAAGAGGUUCUUUUCAGAGCACGUCCCUUGUAACGGUUUUAGUGACAUUGAGAAUCUUGAGGGACCAGAGAUAUUUUUUGAGGAUGAAUUGGUGUGUAUCCUAAAUAUGGAAGGAAGAAAAGCUUUGACCUGGAAAUACUAUGCUAAAAAAAUUCUCUACUACCUACGCCAACAGAAAAUUUUAAAUAACUUGAAGGCAUUUCUUCAGCAGCCUGAUGACUAUGAAUCGUAUCUUGAAGGUGCUGUAUAUAUUGACCAGUACUGCAAUCCUCUCUCUGACAUCAGCCUCAAAGAUAUCCAGGCCCAGAUUGACAGCAUCGUGGAGCUUGUUUGCAAAACCCUCCGGGGCAUCAACAGUCGACACCCCAGCUUGGCCUUCAAGGCAGGUGAAUCCUCCAUGAUAAUGGAGAUAGAACUCCAGAGCCAGGUGCUGGAUGCCAUGAACUAUGUCCUUUACGACCAACUCAAGUUUAAGGGGAACCGGAUGGAUUACUAUAAUGCCCUCAACUUGUACAUGCACCAGGUUUUGAUUCGCAGAACAGGAAUCCCGAUCAGCAUGUCUCUGCUCUACUUGACAAUUGCCCGGCAGUUGGGGGUCCCACUGGAACCUGUCAACUUCCCCAGUCACUUCUUGUUAAGGUGGUGCCAGGGUGCAGAAGGGGUGAGCCUGGACAUCUUUGACUACAUCUACAUAGAUGCUUUCGGGAAGGGGAAGCAGCUGACGGUAAAGGAGUGUGAAUACUUGAUCGGCCAGCACGUGACAGCGGCGCUGUAUGGGGUGGUCAACGUGAAGAAGGUGUUACAGCGAAUGGUGGGAAACCUUUUAAGCCUGGGAAAGCGGGAGGGCAUCGACCAGUCCUACCAGCUCCUGAGAGACUCGCUGGAUCUGUAUCUGGCGAUGUACCCGGACCAGGUGCAGCUUCUCCUCCUUCAGGCCAGGCUCUACUUCCACCUGGGGAUCUGGCCAGAGAAGUCUUUCUGUCUUGUCUUGAAGGUGCUUGACAUCCUCCAGCACAUUCAAACCCUAGACCCUGGGCAGCACGGGGCGGUGGGCUAUCUGGUGCAGCACACGUUAGAGCACAUUGAGCGCAAGAAGGAGGAGGUGGGCGUGGAGGUGAAGCUGCGCUCCCACGAGAAGCACAGAGACGUCUGCUACUCCAUUGGGCUCAUUAUGAAGCAUAAGAGGUAUGGCUAUAACUGUGUGAUCUAUGGUUGGGACCCCACCUGCAUGAUGGGACACGAGUGGAUCCGAAACAUGAACGUCCACAGCCUGCCUCAUGGCCAUCAUCAGCCUUUCUAUAAUGUCCUGGUGGAGGAUGGCUCUUGUAGAUAUGCAGCCCAAGAAAACUUGGAAUAUAAUGUGGAGCCGCAGGAAAUCUCGCACCCUGAUGUCGGACGCUAUUUCUCAGAGUUUACCGGCACGCACUACAUCCCGAACGCAGAGCUAGAGAUCCGGUAUCCAGAGGAUCUGGAGUCUGUGUAUGAAACGGUGCAGAAUAUUUACAGUGCAAAGAAGGAGGACGUAGAGUAACGUCUGGUAGAGGACACUGCACCUUUGCCGCUGCCGCUGUCCUCCAGGAGAACAGGAUUCCGGAAGAAGACGUCUCCACGGAUCCCUCUGGAUUCACACCACCAGGAAAGCCACUUAACCAGUAGUGCUGGUUGCCUCCUACCAAGUUUAAAUAACGUGUGCUCUCCUCCAGCUGCAAAGACAAUGUUGCUCUCCGCCUACACUAGUGAAUUCAUUUGACGGCACUGUGUUCAGUGGCAUGGCUUGUGUGCUUGUCCCGUGGUGACAGUUCGUGACAUUCUGUCUUCAUGAGGUCUCACAGUCGACACUCUUAGAGUCAUUCUUCCUGCUCACUUCCCGUACGUCUGUCUCCACCUGUCUCAGAACAUUUCAUUUGCCAGACGAGGGGGGGUCCCAUGUUGGCAAUAACUUCUUUCUGAUUUCUCUGCGGAACACGUGCAGUCCUGAGUCGGGGCUGCUUGUUUACCCUCAGUUGAGUUGCUUAUUCAGAGGGGGAGGCUGUGAGUGAUCGUGGCAGCAUCUGAGAGCUGGGGACAUUAACAGACUAACAGUAAUCAGAAUCCUGCGCAUUUAUUUUUUCUAAUAUUUGAAACAGAUUUCAGGCGUUUUAUCUUCUCUAUUUGAAUUGGGAGAGUAACAUAGCUUUUCCUUCGUGUUCCUCUCAGAUUUAUGCUCAUCUCUCUGCGAAUCCUUAGUUUUCUGUUUCAUUACAUAAAAUCUUUUGAGAAAGUGCAUCAUAAUGGCCUUUAUGGAUGGAUUUUCCCACAUUCAUCUACUAUUCCUUCCUUUAACAUAACUACUUUCUUUUUCUUUUAAUUUUAAAAAUUGUUCCAGUAUCAUGAAUAGAUCUUAAGUCAGUGGCGGGGUCUCUUUAUAGUAGGAAGUAUAAUCUGGUGUUAAAAUGUUUGCUUUUAGAAACCAUACACAGUGGUCUCCAAAGACCUGAAAAGGUUUCACUUUUGUAAUCGGAAAAAAGAAAUAAUGAACCUUAUACGUUUUUUAAAGAGGAAAGAGGAGGUUCUAUGCCCCCUGUCAUCCCUUAGAAUCACUCUAAGGCCCUUUUGAGUGUGGUGGGGUGGAAACAAGGAGAACGUCUUUAAUUUGAAGAGUGUUCGAUCAGUGGGGAAGGAGGCGGGGGGUCCUGCUUUCUCGAAGCGCUGCUGUCUUGCAGAUACCCCUGGCUUCUGCCCUGUGCCCUUAGUCCCGGAGCGUGAGGGCACCGGGUCCUUGCGCGGCUGCGGGCGCCUGCCGCUCUCCACCUGCCUGUUCUCAAGCGAGCUAGCUAAUUUGUAGUUAACCAGUAGAAGCUAACUCCUGGAGUUAGGACCUAGUUACUUUACUCGGAGUUGAAAAGAACCCAGUUGCUCUGGUGAGUGAGGCUUCGGGGGCUGUGAUCUGGCCCUGCCUCGCCGCCCUCCUGUGCAUUUGCAUGCUGUUUCCCAUGCCGUGUUUGAGGACUGCCUCUCGUUUAGCCCGUGGAAGCCCUGGGAUGGCUGAGGUUUGGGGAAGCCAGCUGAGACCACUUAGUAGUAGUACCUGGCGGCUGGUAAGCAGUUGUAGAGACGAGGGUCUGGCGGGCCGGCUCCUGCCAGCCUGAGUUAGCCUCGCCAGUGUCCACGUCCCUCGUCAGUCCGAUCCAGAGCCUGAUGGGUUAGAUUUGCCUGGGAAAUGUGACCACUCACAGCACCCAGCCUGCUGAGGCUGGGGGUCUUACACUACUCUCGUUUAAAGGUGAGAACUAGUUUAAUCCGGAGGUAAUACUAACCAGAUGCGUUACUAAGAAACUGUGGAGCAUGCUGAGUUAUAAUUGAUUUCCUUUUUUUCUUAGAGUAACAUCAAAGCCAAGAAGGAUGGUUUUACCUUUACUGACCCAAUGUAAAUAUGUAUCUAGACCGUUUUUAAACGUGUUGCUUCAUUUGGCUCCAGGAAGCCUCUGUCACCUGUGUCAGUUGGUAUUUGGGCACUUUAUAUUUUUCUAAAAACGUGUUUUGGAUCUCCUGUACUCUAAUAAAUCAUAAGUUUCUUUUUAAAACUUUUUCCAAAAGUUUCUCCAUUUUAAAAAGCCCUGUUACAACAAAGUAGGACUUUCACGAUGUUAAAGUAUUAAGUAUUUGGAUAUAGUAACUUCUUUCCUCUUCAAAUGAAUGCCAAGAUUUUUUUGUAUAAUGAUUAAUAAAUGGAACUUACCCAGAGAAACCA